Molecule: messenger RNA, 576 nt
Organism: Papaver somniferum (opium poppy)
Lineage: Eukaryota; Viridiplantae; Streptophyta; Magnoliopsida; Ranunculales; Papaveraceae
Product: glutamic acid-rich protein-like
Exons: 3
Coding region: 1-576 (191 amino acids)
Source: RefSeq, a predicted model, not a curated record
AUGAGCGACAACAGUAUUACAAUUGAAAAAGAUUUGAAUGACGUGAUGAAUAAGGAAGACGAAGAUAAGGAGGGUGGGGAACAAGACGAGUAUGGCGAAGGUGAUGAUGAUGAGAAGGAGAACGGUGCUGAAGGUGAGGAUGAAGAUGAAAUGUAUGCAGAACUGGAUGACGGUAACAUUGGGAAUGAUGGCGAUGAUGAGGAUGAUGAAUAUGAAUAUGGGAAGGACGACAAUAAUGAAAAUGAACAUGAAAGUGAGGAAGGAAGAGACAACAAGGAUGAGCCAAAGGGUAGUGAAUCUGACAAAGGAGUUCAGUCUGAAACUGCUAAAAAGUCGAGAGUUUGUGUUCGUGAAACUGAAACUGGUAGUCGCAAAAUGACACCUAAACUGAAGCAAAAUGUAGCAACCGUAAUCACUGAUUGUCAUACCUGGUCAUUUGGAUUGAUCCAAGAUGAUCCUCCAGAAGACUCGUCGCAAACAUCAUUGUCUAAUAAAAAUUCACAACAAAGGAUCAUUGUAGAAGCAUUGCAUACCCAAGAGCAUCAAAGUGAUUUUUUCAGCAGCCAAGAAAAUUAA